CUGUAUUUAUAAAACUGCAGCUUCUCAGGCGAUUCUUUCCGAACUCUUUCGUCGGCUUCGGCCCCAACUUAAAUUAUAGAAGAAGAAGGAACAAGAAGCACUGAAGCAGGGGCUUUGGUUUUGGUUUCUUCAGAAGCUUGAGGUUGAAAUUUCUGUUUGUGAGAAUGGAGGUACAUAUUCCACUCUUCAAAAGAUGAUGUAGCAUCCCGUAGUUUUUAACUGACAAAGGUCUGAGCAAAAUCCAUAUUUGAAUCAUCAGGAGACGACAACUUUUCAGACGAGCAACCAAUGCAAUCCUCUUAGUAUGGAUUUGCACCAGCUUUUCAGAUACAAUGCUAAUGAUGCAGAUUUGUCCUGUGAUUUUUCUCAUGCUACUACUCCAGUGACUUCUGAAUGGAUGAUUCGGCCCAUGAAAUUCAACCUAGAUAGCUCCCCCGAUUCACCACUUUCAACUCAUUUUGACUGUGACACUUUUACUUCAUUGAGCAAUAGCCAGGAGCAAUACAGCUCAACAGGAACAGAUAACCUCUCAGGGACUAGUCAUUGUAAUUCAUCACUUGAAAUCAACAGCUCUUUCCAUUGGAAAAGCCCUUCUUCUGUCCAUCUGCCAGACAGUGUACAGCUCUUUUCUGGUGGGAGUUCACUCUCACAGGAUGUUAAUUGUGGCCAGAGCAUGAAACACGUUCUACAGGAACUAGAGAAUGUCCUAAUGGGUCCUGAUGCUGAUGAAGAUGAAGCAACUACUUCCAAUGCAGCUUUUGAAGGGAAUAAGCGCUUGCAAAUCUCAACUCAUAGGUCAAGGAACUGGAGCCAGGACCCUCGCCCCAGAGGGCAUGUGAUCCAACCUCAGCCAAUUCAUGCUUCCAAGAAUAAGAAGUUGGACCGUGGAGUUCACGAGGAGAAACGUCGUAGAGCAGCAGACACCUCUUCUCAUGAAAACGUAGAGGUUGAUCUGAAGCAAUUGCUGAUUGAGUGUGCGAGGGCUCUCUCUGAAAACAGGACAGAUGAUUUCAUGAGAUUGUCUGAAGAGGCCAGGGCUGCUGUAUCCAUCUCUGGAGAACCAAUCCAACGUCUUGGUGCCUACAUUUUAGAAGGGCUGGUGGCCAGGAAGGAAGCUUCAGGUGCUAACAUCUACCGCGCAUUGAGGUGUAGAGAGCCAGAGAGCAAAGACUUGCUCUCCUACAUGCAGAUCCUGUAUGAAAUCUGCCCAUACCUUAAAUUUGGCUACAUGGCAGCCAAUGGGGCGAUUGCAGAAGCAUUCAGAUCCGAGGACCACGUUCACAUCAUAGACUUUCAGAUUGCUCAGGGAACACAGUGGAUGACACUGAUACAAGCACUGGCAGCAAGGCCGGGUGGCCCUCCUAAUGUGCGGAUCACCGGAAUUGAUGAUCCAGUCUCCAAGUAUGCCCGUGGCGCCAGUUUAGAGGCAGUUGGGAGGAGGUUAGAUGCUUUGUCUAAGAAGUUCAACAUCCCUGUUGAGUUCCACGCAAUGCCAGUCUUUGCUCCCGAUGUUACACGGGAAAUGCUUGGUGUGAGACCAGGAGAGGCUCUUGCUGUUAACUUCACGCUGCAGCUUCACCACACACCCGAUGAGAGUGUUGAUGUAAACAAUCCAAGAGAUGGACUACUGAGAAUGGUGAAGUCACUUUCACCCAAGGUGGUCACCUUAGUCGAGCAGGAGUCGAACACAAACACAACCCCAUUCUUGACAAGGUUUGUGGAGACCUUGGAAUUCUACUCGGCCAUGUUUGAGUCGAUCGAUGUUACUCUUCCAAGGGACAGAAAGGAGAGGAUCAAUGUAGAGCAGCACUGCUUGGCCAGGGACAUUGUGAACAUAAUUGCUUGUGAGGGGAAGGAGAGGGUGGAGCGACAUGAGCUCCUGGGUAAGUGGAAGUCCAGGUUUACAAUGGCAGGGUUCCGACCAUAUCCCCUGAGUUCUUAUGUCAACUCCGUGAUAAAGGGUUUAUUAAGGUGCUAUUCCGAACACUAUACGCUAGUAGAGAAGGACGAGGCCAUGCUAUUGGGCUGGAAGGACAGGAACCUGAUCUCGGCUUCUGCCUGGCACUGAGAUCAAUAGUGGAUGUAGAAGUAAGAGUAGGAAAUUAUAAAUCAAUCGAUCCAGAUCCACCUCUUUGUUUUUUUAGAUGUGCACCUUUUUACAGAUUACGUGAUAUAUAUAUAUAUAUAUAUAUAUAUAUAUAUAUAUACUAGUAAAUCAGGUAUCCUUAAUUUUGUUCUUAUUAAAUUUUAGGGACGCGCCUUCACUGGUUUAUGUACCACGAUGCAUUUCCAAUACUUUCUUCCUCUGUAAGAUAAAUGCUGUAUCUCUACAAAAUUUUGGGUUAAAACAUUUCCGGAUUUAAAAGUGCCUUUGUUCUUUUGAAUUCGGAUUACGUGUUCUUGGAGGAAUGGACAAUUCAAAUUGUUUCGUAA
This is a messenger RNA of Nelumbo nucifera (sacred lotus), 2433 nucleotides long. RefSeq names its product chitin-inducible gibberellin-responsive protein 1-like. Lineage: Eukaryota; Viridiplantae; Streptophyta; Magnoliopsida; Proteales; Nelumbonaceae. The record is from RefSeq and is a predicted model, not a curated record.